This is a messenger RNA of Penicillium oxalicum, 762 nucleotides long. Its product is annotated as uS17 family ribosomal protein. Lineage: Eukaryota; Fungi; Ascomycota; Eurotiomycetes; Eurotiales; Aspergillaceae. Gene Ontology annotation, molecular function: structural constituent of ribosome. The transcript has a single exon. The coding region runs from base 1 to 762 and encodes 253 amino acids. The record is from RefSeq and is a predicted model, not a curated record. Gene Ontology annotation, biological process: translation. Gene Ontology annotation, cellular component: ribosome.
AUGGCGACGAGCCACCUUGUUCGGGCCAUGAGGCCGAUGCACUCCAUUGCAACGCCCCGGAGCCUGGCACGCUCCAGCGUCAUUUUUUCAACUCUUCCUCUGCGACAAAGUGUUCGCUACAACUCCUAUACACCUACUGAAGCUACACAAGAACCUGUGACCGCGUCCCCAACCUCUUCUGCCCCUUCGACAUCGACAUCACCGCUCCACCCAACAGACCUCAAGCCGCCUACUCUGCUUCGCGACUAUGCCUCCAAAACCAAGAGUGGCACUGUUGUCUCUGUCGGUCGCAUGGAUCGCACUGUGACGGUGGUCUAUCGCUCCAGCGAGUGGGACAAGCAUGUUCGGAAAUACUACCGCAAGGAUGUCAAGAUUCUCGUUGCCGAUCCCCAAAACUCCCUCCGCAAGGGCGACGUGAUUGAGUUUUCUUCCGGUGCACCCAAGAGCCGCCGUGUGCAUCAUGUGGUGGAGCGGAUUAUCACACCUUUUGCCGUGCCAAUUGAGGAUCGACCGGCUGUUAUGACCAGAGAAGAGCGGGAGCAGGAGCGUGAGAAGCGCUGGGCUGCCAAGUACGUUCGCCGCGAGUCGAGGCGGUUGGGAGAGGAUAUCAACUUGGAGGCUGUUGCUCUGGAACAAGGAUGUGUGCAGGAGGGGGAAUCGCUGUCGACCGCCGAGUUGAUUCAUCGUAUCUUCCAGGGUGAGGAGCGCGUCGGCAAGGUGAAGAAGCUGGUGCAACAGCGACUCGAUGAGGUGCGAGCUUGA